Molecule: messenger RNA, 1571 nt
Organism: Thalassophryne amazonica
Lineage: Eukaryota; Metazoa; Chordata; Actinopteri; Batrachoidiformes; Batrachoididae
Exons: 15
Coding region: 557-1489 (310 amino acids)
Molecular function (GO): protein binding
Source: RefSeq, a predicted model, not a curated record
GCAGCAUUUAGUAUUCUUUAAACGCUGCUGAGCUCACGGAAGACUGUCGUCGUGGGCGGCGGUCAUGUGACGUCUUGUGGGAUGACGUCACGUUCAGGUGAAGAAGUGUCCUUCGUGAGUCUCAGCAUGUCACCAAAGGAGCCUCUGCUCGGCACUUUGAAAGUGUGUCUCCUCCACCUGCAGUCAGACGGAGCGACGCUGACCGACACCAACCCACAUCUGGCUUCCUGCUGUGAGCUUCUCGAGCUGGUCCUCAGAAAAGGGCUCCAGCAGCCAGUUCUCGGUCUGGUGCACAGAGACUACUGGCAGUGUUUCAAACAUGUGGCCCAGCAUGAUGCCUGUGGCAGGCUGUGCGCUCUGUCUCUGGCAGUGGAACAGACCAGAGUUUGCAGGAAGCUGCUCACUGCUCAGGGUAGGGGGCGCUAUUUGCUGAGAUUGGCCCUCAACCGCAAGCUCCUCCCACAGUUCAUCACACCUGCUGCACACGCCCAAAGUCCUGCAGUGGUACAAUCUGGCAACCUCAAUCCUCAGACACGAAGAAUUUGUUGAACCUUUCAUGUCGCUGCUGUUGGUUCUCUCUCAAAUGGACUUCAAACUGAACAUGGAGAACUGCAGUUUUCUGGAUGAGAGUUGGCUCCUACCGGUGUGUGAGAUGUAUGACGUUGUCCCGUGUCGGGAGGUCGGGAUGGUGUUGAGAUAUCUUAAUGGACGUGUCUUUGUCCUCGACCUGAUGCCUGGUAGUCAAGCUCAAGUGGACAAGUUUAUCUGUACCGGCGACGUUAUUGAUGAAAUCAAUGGGGCGUCACUGAGGAAUUCCAAAAAUGGGCAGGCUGGCGUGGUUCUGUCUCAGCUGAAGGGCUGUCCUCUGUCUAUCCGUGUUCUGCGAUGGAGGGACCAUGAUGGAGUGUAUCGGCCCCUCGUCAAACUACUGCGGGUCCUGAGGAUGGAAAAUCCCACGAUGCACCUCAGUUCUGCUUCUUCCCAUCAUCCAGCCGGCAGGGACCAGCAACCAUCUCUGACACAGUGCCUCAAAGACGGAAGCAGGAUCGUGUACAUUGUGCAGUUCUUGGGAAAAGCAAACAUCGGGCCAUUUGGAGGCAAGGAGGUGUUGCAGCACGCGAUUCCUCAGGUGCUGCAGAAAAACCUACCCAGCAAGGAGGCGCUCUUAGACCUGAAGGAAACACAUCUGACAUGCACAGAAACAAACAGUAAGCUGCUCUUUGAGCAUCAUUACCCAGAGAUCUCCUGUGUUGGCCGCUACGAUCAGCCAGACUACACGAUAUUUGCCUUCUGUGUGGCAGACUCACCAGAAACUCCCCAGACAGGCUUCUGCUGCAUCGCUCUCAAAACAAGUACCAUUAAGGAGUGCAAGGAGAUAGUCUGCUGUAUUGGUGAGACAUCUGAAGUCGUCAGUAUUCACACAUGUAUAAUUUUUGAUGCUCAUCUCUUUUCCCCCCCCCUCCAGCCACCGGGUUUAAGCACAGAGUAGUUUGUAUGAUUAACUGUAAAUGUUAUACACUGUAUCAGUGAUGCUCAACAAUAAACUACACAAGGACUUCUACUGAUAAAGU